UUGGUUUCGUGAUGAGGAAAAGUGAAGGAGCAGGGCGUUACGAUCUGUAGUCGUGUCUUCUUUGUAAAAAACAGGGAUCAUCAUUCCUUAUAUCACUGAAUACAACUGACUUGAGGGAUACGAAUCGGAACACUUUUUGCGUCAUGAAACUCAAUAAUUUGACUUUUUCUCAAGGAGACAUGGUCGAUUGAACAUUAAUACAACAUCCAGCCAAAAACAAAACAAACAAACAAGAAAAAAAAAAAACCUUAACAUUUUAACAAAAUUGCACAUUUUUCCCCAAUAGGUAUGGAUUCGUCCAUCACUUCCAUUGACUUCCAAAGUAACUGGACAAACACCACGGCACAGAAUGAAACCGAGAUAUACUGGAACCAGUUUGUGCAACCGGUUUGGAGAAUAGUGCUCUGGGCAGUGGCUUACAGCACAAUUGUCAUCGUCUCCGUUGUGGGCAAUAUCACGGUGAUAUGGAUCAUUUUGGCGCACAAACGCAUGAGGACCGUGACGAAUUAUUUCCUCGUCAACUUGGCUUUCGCUGAAGCGUCAAUGUCCGCAUUCAACACCGUUAUAAACUUUGUCUACUCGGUGCACAAUGAGUGGUAUUUCGGACUCUAUUACUGCCGGUUCCACAACUUCUUCCCUAUAGCCGCCGUCUUCGCUUCUAUAUACUCAAUGACCGCGAUUGCACUCGACAGAUAUAUGGCCAUCAUUCAUCCCCUGCAGCAGAGGAUGUCUGCAACUCAGACGAAGCUGGUCAUCGGGGUCAUCUGGGUUCUGGCUCUCCUGCUGGCCUUCCCCCAAUACUAUUAUUCCGACACAGACCAGUUGCCUGGCAGGGUGGUCUGCUACAUCGACUGGCCUGAGUACACUGUCCUGGACUUCAAAACGAUGUAUUUUGUGUGUGUAGCAGUGCUGAUUUACUUCCUCCCUCUGCUGGUGAUGGGCUGUGCUUACCUGGUGGUGGGACUGACUCUGUGGGCCAGUGAGAUCCCAGGAGAUUCAUCUGACCGUUACCAAGAGCAGCUGACCGCCAAACGCAAGGUGGUGAAGAUGAUGAUUGUGGUGGUAUGUACAUUCGCUGUUUGCUGGCUCCCCUAUCACGUCUAUUUCCUGAUUUACCAGUUCUACCCGCACCUGUUCGAGCAUCCCUUCAUUCAGCAGGUCUAUCUGACUAUCAUGUGGCUGGCAAUGAGCUCCACUAUGUACAACCCCAUUAUCUACUGCUGCCUCAAUGACAGGUUCCGUGCCGGAUUUAAGCAAGCAUUCCACUGGUGUCCGUGCAUCCCUGAGGGAUCCUACGAGGGUCUAGAGCUCAAGUCCACCCGGUACCAUCUAACCCAGACUAGUUUAUACAGGGCCAGUCGAAUGGAGACCGCCGUGUCCUGCGUGAUGCAGGAUGGCCAAAAGGUCAUGUUUGGGAGCAUCAGAGGGUCUGCAGGGAGACCGGCAGUUCACAGCCCCUCCAGGGAGUUCCCCUCCAAUGGCUUGUCCUCUCGCAGCAUCUCCAAAACCAUGUCAGAGACCACCAGCUUUUACUCCAGUAAUAACCUACAAGAAUGAGAGUGCAGAAGCUCGAUUCAAGGAGACCGAAUGCCACUACCUCUGCGGAGAUGUAAUCAUUUGAAGAAUCCUCAUCUCCCCCUCCCAAGUGUGUAAAACCUGAGGAUUACCUUGAGUGUGUGCAGAUGUGUGUUUUAGUUGGUUAAGUACACACACGCUAAGUGUUUUUAAUUUCAAACGAUCCUUCAUCUUUCAUGCAUGCCUCGUUCUAUUCAUGAGGUUUAUAAUUAUGAUUAGAGGAACAUUUACAUUGAUUCUUUGGGAAAGGUUUCCUUACCGUAGUGAUGUAAAUGACAUAUUGCAUUGUGCUGACUUAAAUGAGAGCCUGAUUGUUUGAUCCUGCAAUCAAUAAUUGACACUUUAAAAGUUUAUAUUAAUGGACAUGUAAUGCCGUGGAAAAGUCUGUCAGUAUACUGUGAAUACUGAAUAUGACCGCUUAUACUGGUCUCUCAUUUGGCUAACAACAACCCGACUAUAAUAGAAAUUGGAAUAAGUUAAGAAAUAUCAAUAAAAGUGCCCCUCUUAAUCCGUGGAGUCUCUAACAAUGGCUCACUUGGGUCAAAUGAUACCUGAGCACAUGUGAUUCCUUUAGUGCUUUAUCUGCAGGUGGGAGAUUACUGCAGACUUCACAGCAGAUUUUUUUUCUGUAAGCAUAAACUGCCUUUAAAAUCUCUAAAUUGGCUGAGACUGAACAAAAACACAUAGGGCAGAGAUUAUACUAUUGCAAAUGCCUCGGUGUCUUCUCGGUCAGUUAGAGCCACGAUCCGGGCGGUCAAAUUCAGUUGCCAAUAUCUACACCUUGUAGCUACACAGGAAAAUAUAAAGAACGUUAUUAAAUGACUUUUCAAGGUGUGCCUGGAAACACAAAUGCAUGGUGGUGAAAGCCUUGAAUGCCUAUCCUGAUUUUGUGUGCUCUGAAGAAUAGCUGUGGGGGGAAAAUAUGAUGUGCGGAGAAUUUUUGUAGGCUUCUUUUGACUUCUUUUUUUUCUCCCUGUCUGCUUACCUUCAUUUUGUUUGUAUUAGGUUUUUUUUUUAUAAUUGACCCUUCACUAAGCCCUGCCCUACAGGUACCAGUUGUAGUUUUGGUGGCCCAUUUCGAGCCUAUAUGUCUCUGGAUGGACACAACAGUUUCUGAAAAUGGUCAGUAGGCGGGGCUUAGUCUAGUGCCAAUUCUGUAGUUAUUCUGUUGUACAAUCAUUCACUCUUGCACACACGACCCCUCGUACUGAACAAGGCCAGAGUAAAAUUAGCUCUUCAGGCACCUCCCUUGAUACAGUCACAGCAAUAUGAUACAGGAUUAUGGGACAAAAGGGGAGGAUGAGAGAUGUUGGGCUGAAGUGACCACCUGCUGCUGUUCUUGACUGAGGUUGUGACAGUGGUGUCCAUUUUCCAAAACAAAGGCCCAUGCGACUGGCAUGUUUGUGGGCUGAGCUUUCAUUUUUUCAAGCAGCAGGCUUGUUAAGAUGCCGUAUGUUCAGAAUAUUUUGGACGGUAAAUGACUGUGAACUGAAAGUGUCUCACUGUUUGGCAGGUGCAGACAGCUCAUUCCAGGAAUAAAUGAACCACACUACUCUGUUCCUGAAAUUCUGAACACUCUGUGAUGCUUCUGCUGAAUUGGAUCUUCCUUGCAUGUGCCACACUAUAUUAAUAUACAAUCAUUUUAAUGUUUUUUUUUUUUAAAGAAUUAUCUUAUGAUCACCAAAGUUGCACCAAAUCAGUAUUUUAGAUUUCUGAAGGAUCAGUUGACACCGAAGACUGGAGAAAAAUUCAGCUUUGCCAUUGCAUGUAAAAAUAUUAAACAGUUUGUUUAAAUUGUAACAAUAGUACUGUUUUUAUUGUAUGCUUUGUCAAAACACAUGCAGCCUUGGUGAGCAUAAGAGACUUCUUUCAAAAACAUGAAAAUAUUUUAUUCCACUAUCUUUCUUUAAUUGUGACCAGUAGUAGCCUAUACAUAUCUGCACCCAAAAGGGAACAUUUUGUCAGUGUUGAUGUUUAUGUCAUUCCAAACCUUUAUGAAAUUGAAACCUUUAUGGUUUCUUCUGUUGAACUGAAAAUAAGAUACUUUGAAGAAUGUUUCAGCUGUUUUUGCCCAUACAAAUAAAUGUCUUAACACUAGAACCCCAUUUUUUAUAAUAUUUUAGUUUGUGAUCCCCAGAUAAAAAGUCAUACAGGUUUGGAACAGCAUUAGGGCAAGUAAACGAAGAUUGAUUUGUAAUUUUUGGUAAGCGAUCCCUUUAAGAUGAACAUGAAGAAUGUCUGAUGAUCGCAUACAAAAAAAAUAGAUUUUUGUUCAUCUGUCAGACUGGGUUUUGUAACACCUCUAUGGACCAUAUUUAUCUAUGUGAGUGUGAGCACAAGAGGAUUUGCUUUCUUCAGCUCUAUCUCUCUAUAAUCAGAGUAAUUACCCUAGAGAAGAGAACACAGAGGGGAGGACAACAGCUGUGUAUGAAAGCAUUCACACACAGACUCAUCCACCCUCCAGCAUUCCUCACAUCCCUCCCAAGGCCAUCCUGCAUGGCCGCUUAAUUUCACUCAAAGUUAUUAUUCAUGUUCGUAUGUAAACAUAGUGAGUGUGAGUAAGUGUGUGCAUGUUUUAACAUACCUCUACAUGAGUCCAGCUGGUAUAGUUCAUCAGUUAUUCAGAAAAAAAAGUGCUUUGAUUUCCAUCCAGCACAGGAGGCCUGGGCUGUUGGUUUCACUGACAUGAAAUGUCCUAUACGACUCUGAUCUCAAGAACUCUUGGCAACACUUUCACUAGUUACAUUAAUGGGGUCAUAACAUUAUUUUAUAUAUAUAUAUAUAAAUGUCAGUUUUUUGUGUCUUGCAUCAAGCGCAGUCAUAAUUUACUUAUGACAAUCUUCUACCUUCUCUCUGACAUUUUGAAUUUAUCAAGCAAUUUUGCAGCUGUAUCUUUAGGUUUUCUGUAUAAGGGCUUCUGUAUAUUCCUCUUCUUUUUUUUUUAUUGGUGAAAAGAGUACCAGCGCUUACUUGUGUGUUGGGGAUUUGUUGUCUCCAUUUUACAGUAAAACUCUGUUAGCAAAGCCUGCAUUACAAUGUGACAGGUUCACAAAACAACAUCUGCGCUCUUAUAAGUAAGGUCAUACUGAAAUGAUUGGACCUUGGUAAAAUAUAACUUCAGUUCCUUUAGAAGGCCAUGCAGAAUCUCAGAUGCCACCUCACAUCUUUUAUCAUACAGUUUAUGCCUUUUAUCAUUCAUUUUUUAUGCUUUUAGUUACUUUCAACAUCAAAUGUUUUAAUUAAAUAGAUCAAGAACAAUUUGACCCCUAUAACAGACAUUAUUAUAUAACAAAGGGGGGUACAGCUCAUUAUUUUAUGUUAUGUAAAGAGUUAAAAAUGUAAUUAAACUUUAACUCAUAUAUUCUUAUUCCUGUUUGAAAGUACAUCAAUGGAUCUUUUAAGAAUAUAAUUGUUAAUGACUCAUUCAUAAAAUUUUAACCUUAUGUUGGCUAUUAAUGAGUUUACCAGGCUAAAUAGUAUUAUGUAAAUAUUUCCUAUAUGCUUUUGGCAGUGGUUUCUCAAAUAUGUGUUUUUUUAUUAUUAUUAUAUUCUAAAGGAGUUACUUUAUUAUGUUGUAUGACUGAACAUGCAUCAACAAAAUGAACCAGAUAUGGCUAAACCAAACAUUCAGUGCCAAUAGGCCAAGUUGUAACUAAAAUAAUAGCCAUCCACCUUUGCUUUCAGUGUUGAGCUGGGUUUGUUCUUACAUAUGUUUUUGUAAAUGAUUUUGUAUGCAUAUGCUUCUGUAUACUUUGUCUAAAAUAUCUGUAUUCAGGCCUGGUGUGCUCUGAAGGGAAGAAUUUGAACAUCUCUAUAUGGCAUUAGAAGUCAUGGAGCAAAUCAAGCAGGUACAGCUAGUUAAAAGAGAUUGCAUUAAUCAUUUGUGACACAAAAUGAGCCAUUGAAGUUAAUAAGCAGAGAGAAAGACAAAAGUCUGUGUCUCAGAGUAAAAGGUUAGAACUAUCAGUGCCUUGUUGAAAUUCCACUCAGUUUGUCUGGUCAAAUGUUGAGUUGUGCCCCGUCUUCAGAACAGGGUGGAUCUUUGUUGCUCCUACGAAAGCUGUCAAAAAGAGUUUGUCUAAAACAAUCUGUUUUGCUGCCCUCUUUCUUAAGAAGUUUUUGGAGUCUGGAGAAUUCAUUAUGUAUUCAGUGCUGUAGUUGACUUUGUGUUCUGCUUAAAUGAUUCAUUUUAAAUAUACGUUUUAAAGUUUUAUUUAGUAUUAUAUUUGUAUUAUUUUAAAAUAAAUGGUUUCUACAUGUUUAUUGAAUAAAUCACAUUUCUAAUUCAGUUUUUAGGGAUGCACAGUAUAUUUACAUUUCAAAAAUUAAUGUAAUCUUUAGAAAACUUCAAAAUGAAUAUUGAUUUUUCAUAUUAUAUAUUAUAAUGUUGUGGAAUUUA
Molecule: messenger RNA, 5974 nt
Organism: Carassius carassius (crucian carp)
Lineage: Eukaryota; Metazoa; Chordata; Actinopteri; Cypriniformes; Cyprinidae
Product: substance-P receptor-like
Exons: 5
Coding region: 289-1557 (422 amino acids)
Biological process (GO): positive regulation of flagellated sperm motility; G protein-coupled receptor signaling pathway
Cellular component (GO): sperm midpiece; plasma membrane
Molecular function (GO): substance P receptor activity
Source: RefSeq, a predicted model, not a curated record